AUGCAGCCAUCUGCGGCUACCAAUGAAAACUGGCGAACAGUGAUGUCGGACUUCAGGGUACAAGCGUUAAACGGAUCAUCAAAGCGCGGGAAUUUCAACACUAGAGAAGAUCACCCACCGAUCUUGCUCUCCCAAGACUACGGCGUAGUCAGUCGCGAUCGGAUAACCGAGCACAGAAGGUCACGGGGAACCUCUGCAAAACCCCAAGCAUUUUGCACUACUAAGCCGUGGCAUCAAUCCGCACUUCUGAAGGCAGAAGGGGAAGAGCGGCUACACUGCAGGAUCCAGGAGUGGUCCAAAGGUCAUCUAAGGUCAUACGAUUGCCACACGGGUACGUCAACAUCCCCCAACAUUGGUCCUUCGAACCGGAUGACGCCGGUCAAACCCGUCCCUGGCAAACGGAACAAAGGAUCGCGUCUGGACAUCUGCACUACUGCACUUCUGCACAUUAUCGGGAUACCUGCGAGGACGUUGUGGACAGAACCUGCGCCAAAAAAGGGUUUCUCAGGUAAAGUAGAACCUUACUUCGUAUAUGUUCUGUCGAAGCGUCCAAUAUUUCAACCCACUAACACCGAUUUUCGACCAUCGGCUAUUGUGAUCCAUCGGUUCCUGCCUGGAGGAACAUUGACCAAAGGUUGGCCAAUAACAUCCGGAACAACGUUACGGGACGUCCGUACUUCAAGCGACAACUACAACGCAUGUGCAUGGUGGCCUUUUCCACAAAGGCUGGACGGCCAUUUUGAAGAUCGUUACCGGUUCCAAAUUGCAUGCAUCUGGUCUCGGAUUCGGAGGCGAGCGGUCGACAAGGGCAUCGCGGAACGUUAUUUCCUUCUAGAUCAACUUCUUCAACCCGUUGAUUAUAAGGAUCUUUUGUUGGUGGAAAUUUUUGGCUCUUGUUUAGAUCCCCACACGAGGCGUGGAUGGGAAGAAUACUCCGCAUCUCACGAGCAGGACACAGUCAAAUCUCUCACCGAAUUUGUCCAGAGAAGAAUAAGGGUAUUGGAGUCUUUGCCUGGAAGAGUGGUUCUAGACAAUAGACAAGAUUCGCAGAACACUUUUAGGAAAAGGCAACCACUAACGCGUACUAGCUACAACGUAACUCAAAAUUCGUUCCCGAAAUGUCCGGCUUGCUCUGAAAAUCAUUGGCUUCAUCUCUGCUCAGCUUUCCAACAAAUGUCAGUUGCUAACAGGGAGUCUUUGGUCCGAAACAACAACCUUUGUCGCAACUGCUUUCGCCAAGGUCAUCGUGCAAAUGAAUGCUCAUCGAAAUAUUCGUGCAGGAAAUGUAAGGCUAGGCACCAUACCAUGGUGUGUUUUAGAGCGGAAAACAUGAAUGAAAACAACAAGGGCAAACAGCAGGUCGAACGUCAUCAAUCAGAAAACUCGUCAAGGCUCGCCGAAGUAGCAGGAACUUCGUCCAGGACCACUAUUUCUAACGUUGCUGCAUCUGAAGCUGUUACUUCUGGCGCGAUUGAAAAAAGGUCCACCAAGGUUUUAUUGGCAACAGCUGUUAUUAUGAUGGAGGAUAAUUUGGGAAUUCGUUAUCCAGCCCGUGCACUACUGGAUUCAGGAUCUGAAUGCAAUUUCGCAACUGAACGUUUAGCUCAACGGAUGAAUGUUGCAAGGGAGCGACACAAUAUUUCGGUGCUUGGUAUCGGCGAUUCUUCCACCAAGGUCAAACACAAAUUUCGAGCUACCGUCCACUCGAGAGUUUCUGGCUACAAUCAAAUUUUGGAAUUUUUGGUACUCCCAAAGGUAACAGCAAAUCUCCCGUCUCAAUCCGUACACAUAUCGAACUGGAAUAUUCCUCCCGAAAUUCAGUUGGCUGACCCGACCUUCUUCAAAUCGAAUGGAAUCGAUCUUGUCUUGGGAAUUCCUGCAUUCUUCAGCUUUUUCACGUCUGGAAACAAAAUGCCCAUUGGAGAUGGGCUACCGAUGUUGACUGAAUCUGUGUUCGGAUGGGUAGUGUCAGGCGAAGUGGAAUCUACUGGAAGUUUGAGUUACUUAGGAUGCAACUUGGCAAUAUCAAAGAAUCUGGAUGAACUUUUAGAGCGGUUUUGGUCCUGCGAGGAAGUAGGAGCCUCUCAUAACUAUUCUCCGGAGGAAGCGCUUUGUGAGGCACAUUUUGAGCGCACUGUCCGUCGUGGUUCAGACGGACGCUACACGGUAACACUUCCCAAGAACGAGCACACUUUCUCAGAACUUGGUGAUUCAAGGGAGAUCGCACUGAAAAGGUUUCAGAGUCUCGAGAGACGAUUGUUGAGGGAUGGAGAUAUUCGGCAACAAUAUACCGACUUCAUGCGAGAAUAUGAAAAUUGCGGACACAUGCAGAAGGUGGAGGCAAGUGGUUUGGAUCACAAUCGGUGCUAUCUACCACAUCAUCCCGUGGUGAAAGAGACCAGCACAACGACGAAGCUGAGGGUCGUUUUCGACGCUUCAUGUGCGACAACAUCGGGACGGUCCCUAAAUGACGCUCUACUGGUAGGGCCCGUUAUUCAGCAGGAUUUAAGGGCAAUUGUCAUGCGUUGCCGAAUUCGACCGGUCAUGAUAGUGGCGGACAUCGAAAAGAUGUUUCGUCAGAUUUGGAUGGACCCCAAUGACUCACCACUCCAAAGCAUUCUUUGGAGAUCUACUCCCGAACACGAGAUUGAAAUCUUCGAGCUAGGUACUGUAACGUACGGAACGAAACCGGCACCAUUCCUUGCCACGCGGGUGCUGAAACAACUUUGUUGUGACGAGGGUCGCAAUUUUCCAUUGGCAGCAGAGGCAAUCGAGAAUGACACAUACAUGGAUGAUGUCAUUUCCGGAGCUGAGGAUAUCCAAACGGCUAAGGCGAAGGUUAAUCAACUUAUUUCUAUGACGGCUAGAGGAGGUUUCAAAUUGCGAAAAUUUGCUUCAAAUCAACCACAAGUUUUGGAAGGGUUACCGGAGGAAGAUUUGGCGGUAUCUGAAAUCACUUGGGAUCAAGAUCCGGCAAUCAAGGCACUCGGGCUCACUUGGCUGCCUAACUCAGACUGUUUUAGGUUUCAAUUCGACAUUCCAAUACUCUACAAAGAUGGACUCACGAAACGGAAGGUUCUCUCGAUCAUCGCCACUCUUUUUGACCCUCUCGGACUUUUGGGUGCCUCGAUUACCACAGCAAAAAUAUUCAUGCAGCGCUUGUGGACACUGCGCGACUCGGAAGGGGAACGGUUGGAUUGGGAUGUCUUACUUCCCCCCGGAGUGAUCGAGGAAUGGGCUCAAUAUCAUCGACAUCUACCUGCAUUAAAUGAGAUACGAGUUCCACGAUGCGUUGUCACUCCGAAAGCAGCCCGAACGGAGCUCCAUUGCUUCUCCGAUGCCUCCGAGAAGGCCUAUGGCGGCUGUUUAUACUUACGGAAUACGGAUAGGGAUGGAAAUGUAACGGUCAAUCUUCUAUCAUCGAAAUCGAAAGUGGCGCCUUUGAAGACCCAAUCCUUACCUCGGCUGGAAUUGUGUGGAGCAUUAAUUACAGCAGAGUUAGCAAAAAAGGUCCUCGAAGCGAUAGGAAAGCUCGAUAACAUUCACUUCUGGUCAGAUUCUACGUGCACUCUUCGAUGGCUCGAAUCUCCUCCUGCUACCUGGACAACAUUUGUAGCUAAUCGCGUGGCAAAAAUUCAGGGAAUUUCGGAUGGCUACAUUUGGAAGCAUGUUCCAGGAAAACAAAACCCUGCUGACUUAAUUUCCCGGGGAAUCAGUCCUGACAAUCUACUUUCAAAUAAAUUAUGGUGGGAAGGUCCAGAGUGGCUUAAAUCAACCCCGGAGCAUUGGCCAAAACUAGAAUCUUCUAAACUACCUGAGGAGCCUGGGGAAUUACGGAAUGUUCAUGUUUCUACUAAAAACCUUUCAUUCAUCAACGAAUUUAUUUCAAAAUAUUCGACCUUUUUGAAACUUAUUCGUGCAACAGCCUACUGGCUACGAUUAAUUGAAUCAUUUCGUCAACCGAAAGAGAACAUGAAGAAGGGAUUUCUUUCAGUCCAAGAGCUACAUGAUGCAGAAAUGACUAUCAUCAAAAGGAUCCAGAAUGAAUCAUUCCACGAAGAGCUGAAGCAGUUACGACUAUCGAAACCGGUCCCUCGAAGCUCUCCAUUGCGGUGGUUUAAUCCCAAGGUCACUCCCGACGGAGUUCUUCGAAUUGGCGGCAGGUUAUCACACUCGGACGAGUCCUUUGACGCGAUGCAUCCUAUGGUUCUCCCGGCUAAGCACCCUUUCACGGAAAUGUUAUUUGCUCAUCACCACGAAGCCUUAUUGCAUGCAGGCCCACAACUCCUUUUGAGCACUAUUCGCCAACGGUAUUGGCCACUUGGUGGAAGGCAUGUUGUCAGAAAGGUAGUCCACAAAUGUCAGCGAUGUUUCCGAGCUAGGCCUCAAAUUCUCCAGCAGCAGAUGGGAGAUCUCCCGAGGUCCAGAGUUAUCGUUUCAAGACCUUUCACAAAAUGCGGCGUGGAUUAUUUUGGUCCGGUAUUCCUAAAGGCUGGACGUCGAAAUGCAGCUAUCAAAACUUACGUCGCAGUUUUUGUGUGUAUGACCACAAAGGCGGUCCAUCUCGAACUGGUCGGUGAUCUCUCAACUGAGAGAUUUCUACAAGCGUUGCGGCGAAUGAUAGGCAGGCGAGGCAAGGUUUCGGAUAUGUACUCCGACAAUGGUACGAAUUUUGUUGGGGCGAGAAACCAGUUACGAGAACUAUUUGCCCAGCUGAAAAAUAAGCAACACAACGAGACGGUUUCGAAGGUAUUGGCAGCGGAUGGAGUGCAAUGGCAUUUUAACCCUCCAAGUGCCCCACAUUUUGGCGGUUUGUGGGAAGCCGCGGUUCGAUCCGCAAAGUAUCACAUUUUGCGUGUUGUAGGUGGAAAUGCUAUGGAUCGAGAAGAUUUUGAAACUUUAUUGAUACAAGUAGAAGCAUGUUUGAAUUCUCGGCCUUUAACUGCCAUGUCAGAUGAUCCAACAGAAUUAGAACCUUUAACACCAGGGCAUUUUAUAGCAGGCGGGCCGCUUCAAUCACUACCAGAACCAGAGUAUGGACAGGUGCAAUUGAAUAGGUUGAGUAGGUGGCAAUUGGUACAACGGAGAGUUCAGGAUAUUUGGAAACGAUGGAGGUUGGAAUACUUGUCACAGCUGCAGAGUAGAACGAAGAAUUGGAGUUCACCAGAAAAAAUAAUCGUUGGAAAAUUGGUCAUAGUGGUUGACGAAAAUCAGCCACCGAUGCGGUGGAAAAUGGCAAGGAUAAAGGAGUUACACCCAGGAGAUGAUGGCGUGGUGCGAGUUGUAACCGUCAAAACAGCAAAUGGAUCCUUGAAGCGACCGGUUGCAAAAUUGUGCCUAUUGCCAUCUCCAGAAGAAGCAGAUGCGGAAUUAGUCGAGAACAAAGAGUCUCGCCUAUAA
Molecule: messenger RNA, 5400 nt
Organism: Uranotaenia lowii
Lineage: Eukaryota; Metazoa; Arthropoda; Insecta; Diptera; Culicidae
Exons: 4
Coding region: 1-5400 (1799 amino acids)
Biological process (GO): DNA integration
Molecular function (GO): nucleic acid binding
Source: RefSeq, a predicted model, not a curated record